Nerophis ophidion (straightnose pipefish) is the source of this 3201-nucleotide messenger RNA. Its product is annotated as ankyrin repeat domain-containing protein 66. The coding region runs from base 206 to 661 and encodes 151 amino acids. NCBI's taxonomy places the organism in Eukaryota, Metazoa, Chordata, Actinopteri, Syngnathiformes, Syngnathidae. The transcript has 4 exons. The record is from RefSeq and is a predicted model, not a curated record. Gene Ontology annotation, molecular function: protein binding.
ACUUGGUCAUUUAAAAAGUAGCUCGCCUGCUGAAAAAGUGUGAGCACUCCUGCUCUAAGUCCUAAUUUCAAGUCUCUUGACUUCAACACCGCCUUCCACUUUCGGCUCUUAAGGUAGUUUGAAGUCUUCCAGCAGGGGGCGACAUUACCGGCAUUAGUGUUUGUCCUCCAUGUUGAAGUCAGUCACCUAGGCAACCGGAGCAGACAUGUCGGAGCUGCACCAGGCAGCGGCCGCAGCGGACUUUGAGCACGUCGAGGAGCUUCUGAGAGAGCAGAAAUGCAACCCCAACCAGAAGGACAUAGACUGGGGCAACAAGACUCCUCUGCACUGGGCCGCAGCCAAUGGAGACGUGGAAACUGCCAGGCUCCUCAUCGACCACGGCGCUCGUCCCUGCCUGAGGACGGAGCUCGGGUGGACUCCGGCCCACUUUGCUGCGGAGGCCGGGUCGCUGGCGGUGCUGAGGCUGCUGCACUCCGUCCAGGCGCCCCUGCACAAGGAGGACGCCAGCGGGGACAGGCCGCGGCGCUUUGCGGAAAUAUACGGACACAAGGAGUGUGUUCUCUUCCUUCAGAAGGCCGAGGCGGAGGGUCACGCCUACCGCAAAUCUGCAGCAGCCAGGGGAAUGUCGGUGGACGACACUGACGAGGAGUGGGAAGGAUGAAGAUCUGCAAGACGGCACGUCGUGACAUUGCUGGUUUUACAAGCAGAGGAGCAUGUUGGGCAGCGCACACACACAGAGUACUUACAAGCAGACACAGUGUGUAGACAGAAGAGGGAGAAUGGACGCAUUUUGGUGUUAGCGGCUAGCGUCCAUCCACAGUCGGCAGUGACUAAUAAAGUUUCUUACAAGUAUCAUUAUCACUGGAGGACGAGGAAUAUCUAAACAUGCUUCACUACACAGCGUAGGAGGAUACAAUAGCUCACUGCCGUCACAAUGUAAACAAACACCAUGGGUGGAUCUACACCUGACAUCCACUGUAAUGAUACCAAGUACAGGAGCGUAUCUAGUCCAUACUACUAUGAUUACAUCGAUAUUUUUUAUCGUCUCCUUUAAAAUGUAUAUUAUGUUUAUAAAGUCAGUAAAUAAGUCCUUGGACACAUGGGGACUUUGAAUAUGACCCAAUGUAUGAUCCUGUAACUACUUGGUAUCGGAUCGAUACCCAAAUGUGUGGUAUCAUCCAAAACUAAUGUUAAGUAUCAAAGAAGAGAAGAAUAAGUGAUUAUUACAUUUUAACAGAAGUGUAGAUAGAACAUGUUGAAACAGAAAACAGCGCGACACCUACCCUUUACAUCAGUAUUUCUGAGCAAUAUUAUUAUUGGUAGGCUUCAUGGUGGCAGAGGGGUUAGUACGUCUGCCUCACAAUACGAAGUUCCUGCAGUCCUGGGUUCAAAUCCAGGCUCAGGAUCUUUCUGUGUGGAGUUUGCAUGUUCUCCCCGUGAAUGCGUGGGUUCCCUCCGGGUACUCCGGCUUCCUCCCACCUCCAAAGACAUGCACCUGGGGAUAGGUUGAUUGGCAACACUAAAUGGUCCCUAGUGUGUGAAUGUGAGUGUGAAUGUUGUCUGUCUAUCUGUGUUGGCCCUGCGAUGAGGUGGCGACUUGUCCAGGGUGUACCCCGCCUUCCGCCCGAUUGCAGCUGAGAUAGGCGCCAGCGCCCCCCGUGACCCCUAAAAGGGAAUAAGCGGUAGAAAAUGGAUGGGAUGGAUUAUUAUUGGUUUAUUUGGUGUUAUAUUUUAUUGUAUGAUCCUGUAACUACUUGGUAUCGGAUCGAUACCCAAAUGUGUGGUAUCAUCCAAAACUAAUGUAAAGUAUCAAAGAAAUUAAGAAUAAGUGAUUAUUACAUUUGAACAGAAGUGUAGAUAGAACAUGUUGAAACAGAAAACAGUGCGACACCUACCCUUUACAUCAGUAUUUCUGAACAAUAUUAUUAUUGGUUUAUUUUGAGUUAUAUUUUAUUGUAUGAUCCUGUAACUACUUGGUAUCGGAUCGAUACCCAAAUGUGUGGUAUCAUCCAAAACUAAUGUAAAGUAUCAAAGAAGAGAAGAAUAGGUGAUUAUUACAUUUUAACAGAAAUGUUAAAACAGAAACUAAGCAGAUAUUAACAGUAAAUGAACAAGUAGCUUAAUAUUUCCAUUUAUACAGUUUGUCCCUCAUAAUUUUGACAAAAUAAAAGAAUGAUAAAUGCUGCAUACCUCAGCAGACUAAUUAGGAGUCUUUGUUUGUUUACUUACUACUAAAAGACAAGUUGUCUAGUAUGUUCAACAUUUUAUUGAAGGACUAAAUUGCAAUACUAAACAUCCGUUUAAUGUACCCUAAGAUUUUUUGUGUUAAAAUAAAGCCAAUAAUUCAAAUUUUUGUGGUUCCCUUUAUUUAGAAAAGUAUUGAAAUACUUGUUGGUACCGGUACCAAAAUAUUGGUAUCGAGACAACCCUAUGAGAAUGUUGGUGCCAGGAACUCCUACAGUGUUUGUAUGACUAAAUAAAUAAAUGAUUAUUAUCAAGUUCCCAAUCAUAUUUUAAUUCAGGGGAGAGAAAGAGCAAAUAAUGGAGAACAACAAUCCUUACUAAAAGAGUGGAACAGUUACCAAAUACAAUUCAGGCUGGUAUUGCCGAUACCAAUACUGUGUGCAAAUAUACAUAAUGUGUGUGAUAACUUCCUGUAAUCAAGCUCUCUUUGUAUUCACUAACGUAUUUAUGGUGUGAAUAUAAUAUGAAUAAAAAAAAAAAGGAUUUUGUGACAAUAAAAAAUAUCGAUGUAAUCUUAGUAGUAUCAACUAGAUAGGCUCCUGUACUUUGUAUAAUCACCCCUUGUCUUGAGAAACCUUCAUAUUGAAGAUGUUCUACCAAAUAUAUGAGGGCAGUUUUACUGAAAGAGUUCAGAGACAAUAUGUCCUGAAGAAGUUUACAAAAGUUGAUCUUGGAAAAUAAGGACAAGAUAUUUUACACACCCAAUUCUUCACAAAAUUAAAGAAAAACUAUGUAAAAUUAUUAUUUUUUCAUUUUAUUUUUAUUGACAUCCAGCAUCAGACAUUCCUAUCCAUUACAUCAGGGCGGUAUGGAUCACUUGGUAGAUUGGCCGUGCCAGCGACUUGAGGUUUCCAGGUUCAAUUCCCAUCCUGCCGUUGUGUCCUUGGGCAAGACACUUUACCCACCUGCACCCAGUGACACCCACACUGCUUUAAAUGGAACUUAGAUAUUGGGAUU